ACACACACACACACACACACUGACCGGCGCAGCCAAAUGUAAAUUGCGCAGUCGCAGUACCGACCAGACCGACGAAAUGUCCUUUUCAUCCGAGGCACUACCGGCGGGUUGGAUUGAGAAGACGUCACGUUCGACGGGACGCAAAUACUACCUCAACACGAUGACGAAUGCGAGCCAGUGGGAGCGACCGACCGAACCGGCGCAAGACGUCGUGCAGGCGUCGCACGUUCUCGUAAAGCACCGCGACAGUCGCCGACCGUCGUCGUGGAAGUCGGAAAAAAUCACGAGAACGAAAGAAGAGGCACUGGCCAUGUUACAGGGUUUUCGCGACAAGAUUGCAAGCGGGGACGUCGAGUUUGCGGACUUGGCGAAACGAGAGAGCGACUGCAGCAGCGCGCGGAACGGCGGCGACUUGGGAAAAUUCGGACGAAACCAAAUGCAGAAGCCAUUCGAAGAAGCUGCGUAUAGCCUUCGUGUAGGCGAACUCAGUGAGCCAGUUUUUACCGAUUCGGGAAUACACAUCAUUCUCAGAACAGCUUGAGGCGUCUCUUGCUGCACAGAUGACUCUGAUAUGUAGUGCAAUAUGCUUUUAAUAUGAUCGACAUCCUAUCAUUCUAUGAACUCGAGGCUGAUUUAUAUGACCAGUUUGCUGUACGUGGAUUGGUACACUCAAAUUCUAUACCAACUUCUAUGCUGCUUAAUAAAUCGUAAUUUCUGA
Corticium candelabrum is the source of this 718-nucleotide messenger RNA. Its product is annotated as peptidyl-prolyl cis-trans isomerase NIMA-interacting 1-like. Lineage: Eukaryota; Metazoa; Porifera; Homoscleromorpha; Homosclerophorida; Plakinidae. The record is from RefSeq and is a predicted model, not a curated record. Gene Ontology annotation, molecular function: protein binding; peptidyl-prolyl cis-trans isomerase activity. Gene Ontology annotation, cellular component: nucleus; cytosol. The transcript has 4 exons. Bases 77 to 541 code for a protein of 154 amino acids.